Merops nubicus (carmine bee-eater) is the source of this 1194-nucleotide messenger RNA. RefSeq names its product ELKS/Rab6-interacting/CAST family member 1. The annotation marks the transcript as partial. Gene Ontology annotation, molecular function: structural constituent of presynaptic active zone. Gene Ontology annotation, biological process: maintenance of presynaptic active zone structure; regulation of synaptic plasticity; neuromuscular synaptic transmission. The record is from RefSeq and is a predicted model, not a curated record. The transcript has 8 exons. Gene Ontology annotation, cellular component: cytoskeleton of presynaptic active zone. NCBI's taxonomy places the organism in Eukaryota, Metazoa, Chordata, Aves, Coraciiformes, Meropidae.
GAUUCAAAAAUUUCUUCCAUGGAGCGUGGCCUCCGGGAUUUGGAAGAGGAGAUUCAGAUGUUGAAGUCAAACGGAGCUCUGAGUACAGAGGAACGUGAGGAGGAAAUGAAGCAAAUGGAGGUGUACCGUAGUCAUUCCAAAUUCAUGAAAAAUAAGGUAGAGCAACUGAAGGAAGAGCUAAGUGCCAAAGAGGCUCAAGGGGAGGACCUGAAAAAAAGAGUGGCUGGUCUCCAAGCCGAGAUCGGUCAGGUGAAACAGGAGCUGUCACGCAAAGACACGGAGCUGCUGGCCUUGCAGACAAAGCUGGAGACCCUCACAAAUCAGUUCUCUGACAGCAAGCAGCAUAUUGAAGUUCUGAAAGAGUCUCUUACAGCUAAAGAGCAAAGAGCUGCCAUCCUGCAGACAGAGGUGGAUGCAUUACGGUUACGUCUGGAAGAGAAGGAGACUAUGCUAAAUAAGAAGACAAAGCAAAUUCAGGAGAUGGCAGAGGAGAAGGGGACUCAAGCAGGAGAGAUCCAUGACCUCAAGGACAUGUUAGAAGUGAAGGAACGCAAAGUUAAUGUUCUUCAGAAGAAGAUUGAAAAUCUUCAAGAACAAUUAAGAGACAAGGAGAAGCAAAUGAGCAGCUUAAAGGAUAGAGUGAAAUCCUUGCAGGCUGACACCACAAAUACUGACACUGCCUUGACGACGCUGGAAGAAGCACUGGCAGAAAAAGAAAGGACCAUUGAGCGCCUGAAGGAGCAACGUGACAGAGAUGAACGAGAAAAACAGGAAGAGAUCGACAACUACAAAAAAGACAUUAAGGACCUGAAAGAAAAAGUCAGCGUUUUACAAGGAGAUCUCACAGAGAAAGAGUCAUCCUUACUGGAUCUGAAGGAACAUGCUUCAUCCUUAGCUUCAUCAGGACUGAAGAAAGAUUCAAGACUCAAGACACUAGAAAUUGCCUUGGAACAGAAAAAGGAAGAAUGUUUGAAGAUGGAAACUCAACUGAAGAAGGCUCAUGAGGCAACACUGGAGGCUAGGGCCAGCCCAGAGCUGAGUGACCACAUGCAGCAGCUGGAGAGGGAGGUCGCACGGUAUCGGGAGGAAUCUGGCAAGGCUCAAGCUGAAGUGGAUCGUCUUCUGGAAAUCUUGAAAGAGAUGGAAAAUGAGAAGAAUGAUAAGGAUAAGAAGAUCGCAGAACUGGAGAGGUGA